AUGAGAAACCUCAAUGCUUCUUUUCUCGGCGUGGCCAUCCCACGUGCGCUAUCAGCAAUGUGUCUUGGGCUCAUCAACGUCCUGUGGGGGUUCAUAGUAGUGCUGAGUGUGCACGGUCAGGUAACGAAUAAUCUACCACCGUGUGCCACGAAUUGCACAACGACAGCAGCUGAAGCUGCAGGCUGUUCACUGACGGACGUCAACUGUUUAUGCCGAUCUGAGGGCUUUUUGUCGGCGGCUCAGCGGUGCGCGUUCCAGGCGUGUUCUGGCAAUGAUCAGGCCACGGCAGCGGUGGCUUUCGCAAGGCUUUGCAGCAAUGUUCCGCCCAUCUCUGUGUCGUCUGUGUCCGUUACGCCGAUCCCAUCAUCCUCACCCGCACCGACGUUUACCACGUUGCCGACAUCCUCGUCGCCUGCGGUCACUACAAUCGUCACUACGCUUUCUCAGCCAUUGACAACGGUGACUCUUGUCUCCACUCUGCCUUCCCAAAGCGCGCCAGCCAGCAGUGACGUACCCUCCACGUCGACAACGGAAAUCACUACCACUCUGCCUACCCCCACUUCUCCGUUGACGUCCCUUUCCUCGACGACGCCUCAGAGAACGACUACGACUCUUGUGGUGGUGACGGCGAGCCCGACUCCGGAUGCCCCAACCACUGGCAACAAUUCCGCGAGGUCCCAGGACCAAUAUGUCGUGUUCACCUCAUGCUUCCCCUUGCUCCUUUUUGUAUGGCUUUUCUCCUGA
Pleurotus ostreatus (oyster mushroom) is the source of this 744-nucleotide messenger RNA. RefSeq lists its product as uncharacterized. The coding region runs from base 1 to 744 and encodes 247 amino acids. Lineage: Eukaryota; Fungi; Basidiomycota; Agaricomycetes; Agaricales; Pleurotaceae. The transcript is spliced from 3 exons. The record is from RefSeq and is a predicted model, not a curated record.